AUAAUUCAAAAUUAGAAAAGGACAGAUCAAUAGGAAUGCGAGGUGGAGGCAAUAGAGCAUCUCAAGCUUUAUAUAGGCCAGGAAGUGGACCUCUUCGAAAAUCAGGAAGAUCUACAGAUGAUUUAGACAAUGAAAAUAUCUCACAGGAGAAAUCUAAAUCGAGCUCCGUCCAACAUCGCUUAAAACAGUCACAGCUCAAUAGAUCCAAUCAAACUCAAAAUAGUCCUCCUUCAUCUCAAGUUGAAAAUGUGACAGAAAAAUUAAAUGAUCUAAAUAUUAACUACAGAAGCAAUACAAACAUUGAACAAGCACAAAGUUCUUCUCAAAAUAGUAAUACUGGAGAUUCAAGAAGAAAAACUAAAAAACCAGAACAACAGUUAUAUGUUCCUAAAAAAGUAAAAGAAGCUUUGGCUGAACAGGAUGUAACAAAUAGAUCUCCCAAUCAAGGGGGUUGGGAUCGAGAUCAAGAGAGAGAGCAUAGUGAAGAUCGUGAUUCUCAUUCCAAUCGUAGUCAUAAAAGUGAUAGUCAACGUAAUCGGUCGAGUGGUCAUGGUAGAAGAGAUAGUGAAAGUGGAAGUAGAAAUCGAGAUGAGCAUGGUAAAAGAUAUUCCGGCAGUCGUAGAACUCGCCAUAGUAAUGAAAAUGAAGAACGCUGGCGGUCGGAUUCUCCUUUAUCAAGCAGAGGAUUUAGGAAAGACAGUUCUCGCGAAGUUAGACAGGGUUCAGAACCUCUUUUUGUAACAACGAAUCAUUUAAAUGAUUUUAAUCGUACUAGAGAUACACGUAGCGUAGAACCUACAGUACAUUCAGAAAAAUUUCAAGGCAAACCACCAUCAGGCAAAUGGGGUGGUACAAAAGAUAGUUUGCCGAAAAAUAUAAAAAUAGAGCACCUACCACCUAGAUUACAAAAAAAAUAUUUUUUGGACAAUGGCCUCCCUUUACCACCAAGUUCAUCACCAUCUGAAGAUACAUGGAAUAGUAGUAAUAUCUCAUUCCAGGCACCAUCAAAUUAUAAUUUUCCACCUGCAAUGCAACACUCACAAACGAUGCAAAAUUUACCUCCAUCUGGUCCAUUACCUCCACAAAUUAAUUGGUCUAAUACAGCACCGCCACGAACUAGGGGUAGAGGUAGACUUAAACCAGAGGACUUAGAAAGUUCAACAAACAUUUUUAGGUGUGUUACACCUGAUCAGUAUUCAGCUCCAAGUUCCAGAUCUCAUACGCCAAGCCAAGAAUAUAUGCAAAGAUCUUACGAUCGUCGUGGCAGUAACAGUACUAUGUAUACUAGUAUGGAAAGUUUAAGUCGAGUAGAUAGUUCAAUGAUACCACCGCCAUCAUCAGCAUCGCCUGUUACUUCAGUGUCCAAUAUAAACAAACGUCAAACAUCGCCUGAAAGCCAUCGUCGAGGAAUUUCUCCGUCUGCGACUUCUUAUCGCACUCAAACGCAACGAUCUAGUAAUACAUCUGAACGAUCUAAUAAUACAUCUGAACGUAACACAUUACAAGAAAAGAAAAACGAUCAACAAAAUUCAAGUGUUAGUCCACCAAAAUGUGAAUCUGUCAACACUGCAUUAAAUACAUCAGCGGAACAUCCAUUUGACUGGAGUGAAGAAGUUGAAUUAAGCGAGAAGCUAGAAGCUGAGCGUGCAAGUCGUAGUUCAUCUGUACUGAGUUUACGUGAAAAUGUUAAUGUAUCAGGAAAUGAAACUACAACAAGUAGUCAUAGUCGACGUAAAAAAAAAAAGCGUGAAAGGAAACAUGCGGUAGAUCGAGGGAGGAGUAAUAGUAGAGAUAAAGUUCGUGUUAAUAGUCGUGAUCGACAAAAUAAUCAACAAAAUAGGGAAAAUGACAACUAUAAUAAUAAUCAAAAGAACAGUAGGAGAUAUGAUCAUAGAAGACAUCGUAAUAUUAUACAGCGUAGCCGAGAAUCUAGCAAAGAUAGAAAUUAUCGUGGGGGUAAUCGAAACUUUGAUGAUCUUCAUCGACAUAGAGCUUCUGAUCGAUAUUUAGAUGAAAAUUGGAGAACAGGUAGAAAAAUGUCAGUUUGUGAUUCUGACGAUGGUCGACAAACACCUAGUGUUUCUUCACAUUCUGUCUCAUUAUCAAAUGCUUUGACAACACAUCAAACAUCACCUAGUGGAUAUACAGGUUCUCAACCACCAGGUGUUUUAGUGUUACCUGAUACUAGCCAAUCUCCACCUAGCCAUCAAAUUUCAAGGCAACAGGGCGUGCAACAACAAAGAACGUUAUUUGAUCCCAAUAAUCCUAAUAAACCAAUAGUUAUUACUUCGCCCAGUAGUAGAGCAGCGGUACAAAGAGAAAGUGAAACUAUAUCUCAAGGUUCAAGUAUACCAGUAUUUCAAUCCCAUGGAGGUAUCACUUCUACCCAUCAUAGUUUUCAGGGAACACACUUAGAUGGUGUGUCACCACCAUAUAUGACAAAUGACCAAUUUGGAAAUAUAAGACCUUCGUGGUACGAUCCUUAUUCUGAUAGUUUCCGAUUAGCCAAAAAUCCUUACUUACUUUUGGAUAUAGAACGUGCUGAUUUAGAAUUGCAAUGGAUACUAAGCUCUGGCGGUUUUACAACAAAUUGGGAGAGAGUUUUGUACAUACGACACUUUCUACAAGAAAGCUUAAAGACUUUGCUUGAGACUGAUAUUAAAUUUUGUCAAGCUGAGAAUGUUGAACAACACUUUUGGAAAAUACUUUUUCAUAAUAUGAUUGAAAUGCUGCGAAAAGGCAUGCCUAAAGAAAAUUCUGAAGGCCGAGAACAUUAUAAAAAAAUUAUGUUAAAAAUUAUCGAUGAUGGUACUGUAUAUUUAGAGGGUUUGUUGACUGUUCUUGAAACCAAAUACGAAUUUAAAUUAGAUACAUUUCUUGCAUCGCCAACUUUGCCUAAGGGCCUUGGGAUCUUAGGCUUAGCCUUAGUAAGUGCGCAAAAAAUAUAUCUAUUUUUGGGUGACUUGGCGAGAUAUAGAGAACAGGCAAAUGAAACAAGUAAUUACGGAAAGUCUCGGCAAGACGGAAAUUAGAUGCAGUAUAUUAUUAUAUGAGAUCUCUUAUGGCAUCUAAUCCUUUCAUGUCUGCGAGAGAGAGUUUAAUAGCACUUUUUGAUGAAAACAGGAAAAAGUAUGAAUCAACGGAACGGAAACGGAAAGAGGAAAGGGAAUGGAAGGAACGGGCCAGGAUGAAGGAGAAAGAAGGUGCAAACAGCAUUGGUGGAGGAUUGAGGAGAGAAAUUUGGAUUCAUCCUGGUGGAAGACGGGUUCGUCGUACAACUACUGCAGCCACUGCCAAUGAAGCGAGAUUAUCUCAUAGUGAUUUAGAAGAAUUGGCACAAUUAAGCAGCGUCGAGGUAAAAACGACACGAACAAAAUUACUUCCUUUUCAAUUAGUACAUCCUUUCCUUUCUCAUGUCUACAUAGAACAAGAUAUAAAUCACGUUUCAGUAAUAUAUUUUUGAAUCUUUAAAUAAACCAUUGAAUUGAAUUUUGUAUGUUUCAGGUGAAUAAACGAUUCGUCACCUCUUAUCUUCACGUUCAUGGGAAGCUGAUCAACAAGAUAGGG
Molecule: messenger RNA, 3567 nt
Organism: Heterotrigona itama
Lineage: Eukaryota; Metazoa; Arthropoda; Insecta; Hymenoptera; Apidae
Source: the annotation of a GenBank genome assembly